Molecule: messenger RNA, 1812 nt
Organism: Chaetura pelagica (chimney swift)
Lineage: Eukaryota; Metazoa; Chordata; Aves; Apodiformes; Apodidae
Gene: IQUB
Product: IQ motif and ubiquitin domain containing
Exons: 12
Coding region: 1-1812 (603 amino acids)
Biological process (GO): cilium assembly
Cellular component (GO): motile cilium; acrosomal vesicle
Source: RefSeq, a predicted model, not a curated record
AUGGAUUGGAAACAAGCUGCACAAGGAGUAGGCAACCAAGAAGCACCUGAAGUAAGAAAUUCAGAAAAGGAAGAACAAACAUCUCAAAACUCAGUACUACCAGUGAAUAUGGCAAAUAAUUCAGAAGCAGAAUUGUCAUAUGAAUGGCUUUAUGUGGUUACAAAACAAUAUUUCUAUCUUGGCAUUUCCCUUUUAACAGAUUCUGAUUCAUUUAAAGAUUUAGCUAUAAAAAUUGGAAGACCUACCUAUAAGAAACCAUUUCUGGGUGGAUUUAAGAACAGGGUAACAGGAGCUGAAUUUCAUAAUGCAGGAUCGCAAACGAUACCGAAAAAGCUACCUGACAAAGGAUUUCAGAUAUUCUGUAGAGAAACACAGACAGUUUUUGAAAAAAAUAAGCCACAACAAACACCAAAUACAACAUCAACACAGAUGACUAAAAUUGGCCUGUAUGUAUCAACUGUGACUGACAAAUCACUAAGUCCUGGAAAGUAUUUUACAGCAGAAGAAUACCAUAAACGUCGACUUGAGGCCGUAAUAGUAUUACAGAAGUAUUUCCGCCGUUGGCAUUCUAUAAAUAUAGUACAGGAUCUGAGGGAAAGAAAGAGGUUAAGGCUGGAAUGGGAGGCACAAGAAGAAUUACGGAAAAAAAAGGAGAAAGAGGAAAAACUGAGAAGGGAGUACGAGCGAAAAAUGAACCCUAAAACAAAAGAAGAUUUUGAGCUACUCUUCCAUGAUUUAGAAUUAUGGAGGCAGGAGGAGAUUGAACGGAUUAACAGAGCCCUUACUGGAGCUGAAAGAAAGGCAGCACUUUGUGGACUAUUUGAAGAAGAGGAACAGCUGAUUGCUCUCUUUGGUAGAGAGAAACUAAUUGCAGAUGAGGAGAAUCAACAAAAAGCAAUAUUUCGCUUUCUGAAUAAGUGUUCACAACCAAAGAGGUGGAAAGCAUUUGAUGGAAAAAUCACUGAAAUGGAUACACAGUACACAAUCCAUGCCAGAGAGCUAUUUGAACUCUACCGUAACGUUAGCAUGAGUGGCAUCCCAGAAGAUGAGAGAACAAAUGUACUGUUAACACUCAGAGGUGCAGUCAAGGAACAUGAAUGUAAAUUAACACAGGAAAUAGUGGAAUUAAUUGACAGGGAAGUUGAUCUUAUGUCACGAAAGGUGAAAGAUCGCAAUUUAGAUGGACUGAGGAAAAGAAUUUGUACGUUAUUUCUUCAGUAUUUUAAAACUCCAAAGUUUAACCCUCAAGUUGCUAAGAUACUUAAGGUUCCAUCAGAUCCUUUAAAGCUUUAUAAAAAUGUUCACUUCUGUAAUAGCUGUGAAAAUUACUUACCAUCUACUGAGUUUCCUAUUCCUGCUAAUUCCCACACUAUUGGCAAAUGUUACUUGUGUUGCAAGCUUGAAAAUGAGGCUCACCAGCGAAAAGCAUUUUUGAAGUACAGACUUAUCCUAAGAAAUCUCAGAAAGUCUGAAGCUGAUUACGAGGAUGAUUCUAAAGUUGUUUUCUUAGUUCAGCUUCACGAUCUGCAGUAUCUGAUUGAGAACAUAUGGGGCUGUCAGUCAGCUCUCAGUGCCUACGAUGAUGAUUUGGUUAUGGUCAGAUGGGAUAAGCAGCAUGAGUGGUCCCCGUGGAACACUAUUCUCCUCACUGAAGAUGAGGCAGAGGCACACCUUAAGCUGCAUAACCUUCAGGAGACUUAUGAAGCAGCAUUUAUUCACAGAAUAAAAUAUAAGCAUAUCUGGGCAAAAACCUUCUUUGCUCAGAUUCCAGUGAUGGCAUCCUUUUUGCAUAGCAGUGACAAAUCAAGCUAA